AUGUCAGACACUCUUUCCGACGCAGACAAGUCCCCAGUGGACGGCAACUCAGAAUCGGGGCAGAGCUCAGCUAACACAUCUCCAUCACAUUCACCACUGUCUGCUCAGCCACCGAGCCGUCUCUUCAAUGCGCCACCAACCCCGCAGCAGUCAGAAGGGAAACGGAUAAAGAUCACACCAGCCACGGCCACACCAGAGCGACCACGAUCCGCCGCUCCGUCAGCUCCGAGCACUCCUCCACCACAGAAGAUUGAAAGCAUUGAGGCCUUCGAAGACCGGACACUGAGUGCUGUGUUCAGAGUGACCCUCAAGGAAGAAGGACAACGUGAUAUUCAUGGAACGCGCACAUACUUGCCCGGACUUCGGAGUGAACUACAGGAUGAGGGCAAGGAGCUGCGCAUCCAGGUUGCGGUUUUAGACCAAGCCCUCCUAGAGGCUGCGUCAAACACCGAGAGACAGCGUCCUCUUGAUUAUCUACUGCCAUGCUGGAAGCGCAUUACAAAGGUGUACAAAGGAUUGAGGCGGACAGGAGAUAAUGACCCAAAGUAUCAAGUUCUGUGUGAGGCACGCCGCCUGUGCAUGAGCUAUUGUAUCUUUGCGAUUACAAUGCCAGAGAUGUUUGGGAGCGAAUGGUCCCCGCAAUCAUCAUUAGCCUCGUACCUUCUCAUCGACCCUGAGGACGAUAAAGGAAUUGAUUUUGAGUUUAUUAACGAGGCCGUCCGGAGAUUCGACGAAGACGAUUCUGUCAAGCCUGCCUUCAUAUCUGCCGUCGAGCAGUUGAGCGCGCAGCUUUCUUCUAUGGACAUUAAUGAUGACUACAAGCCUUACGCCAUCGCUCUUCGAAAUCUUGUUCGCAACGGUUCCGUUGCGGCUGCAAUCACGGAAUCUUCCAUUUUCAAUAACUCCAAGGAUCCUGCCCAAUUCGAGAAAGCCACUCUUUUGGGUCCAUGGUUCCGCCUCUCACCUCUCCAGGCUAACAUCACCUUGUCUUAUUUCUCUAGCCCCAAGACCAGGGACCAGGCAUACAUUUCCAAUGCCCAGCGAUCUCUUCGAAUGACACAGCAGAUGCUUAGCGCUGAUCUCCUUGAUGUUGUCAACCACCUGAUCCGGGCCUCAAAAGAGGCUCGGGAUCGUGUUUUGGAUUGGUUCGCUACUGCCAUGAACAUCAAUCACAAACGACGGGCGAUGCAGGUCGAUCCCGAGCAAGUAUCGUCUGACGGCUUCAUGUUCAAUAUCACAACCUGCCUCGACCAGCUCUGUGAGCCGUUCAUGGAUGCAGCAUUCACCAAGAUCGACAGAAUUGAUGCAGAUUAUCUCCAUCGCAAUUCUCGCGUUGACAUGCGGGAUGAGACCAAAAUCAAUGCCGAUCAGCACGCUUCCGACGCUUUCUACUCUAAGAAGGCUGAAGGAACCUCAAACUUUAUCACAGAGAUCUUUUUCCUGACUAUCGCCGCACACCACUAUGGCAGCGAAUCGUUGACGUCAAAGAUGGAGCAACUUGAGAAAGAUGUGCGACAGAUGGAGAGUACAAUCACUAAAUUCGAGCUUGAGCGGGUUCGCUGGCUCAACAAUCCGGUGCAAUUGCGCACUUUUGAUACGGCUCUGAAGAAGUACAAAGACAAGCUCGACCUGGGCAUUGCUCUGAAAUACAGUCUCCAGGGUGUGUUGUUCGAUGAGCACUGGCAGGCUCGUUCCAUGCUAUUUAUGCGAUAUGUUACCGUGUGGCUUCUGAGACUUGUCUCGGGAAAGAACUUCCCCAAGGAGCAGCUUACCCUUCCUCUUCCAGAGGAGCAGCCUGAAGUCUUCAAAUGUCUUCCAGAGUACUUCUUGGAGGACGUUGUCAGCAACUUCAAGUUUAUCAUGUGGUGCAUGCCACAGAUCAUUACCGCUACCCAGGGAGAUGAGUUGGUAAUGCUGUGCAUCACAUUCCUGGAGAGCUCCGCCUAUAUUAAGAAUCCCUACCUGAAAGCCGGACUGGUCUCCAUUCUGUUCCGAGGCACCUGGAAACGCCCUGGUGGCGCCAGUGGUGUUUUGGUCGAUCUUCUCCACUCAAUGCCAUUUGCCAACGAGCAUCUCCUCCAUGCGAUCAUGAAAUUCUACAUUGAGGCAGAGUUUACGGGAACACAUUCUCAAUUCUAUGACAAGUUCAACAUCCGUUACGAGAUCUUCGAGAUCAUCAAGUGCAUCUGGCCUAACACUCUGUAUCGCGAGAAGUUGUCUCUCCAAGCCAACCAGAAUCUGGAUUUCUUCGUCCGAUUCGUCAACCUACUGUUGAACGAUGUGACUUACGUACUCGAUGAAUCCUUCGGUGCUUUCAAGACCAUCCAUAACACCCAGACCGAGCUGAAUACACAGGGUGCCUCAAUGGAUGCCGCAACCCGUCAGCAGCGGGAAGAGCACCUGGCAUCGGCACAGCGCAGCGCCAAAAGCUACAUGCAAUUGACCAACCAAACGGUGGCGAUGCUCAAGCUAUUCACUGAUGCGCUUGCUGACUCGUUCACAAUGCCUGAAAUUGUGCAGCGACUCGCAGACAUGCUUGACUACAACCUUGAUGCAAUGGUUGGACCCAAGAGUUCCAACCUCCGAGUGGAUAACCUGCAGGAAUAUGGCUUCAAUCCCCGCGCUCUUCUAAGUGAGAUUGUCGACGUCUAUCUUAACCUGAUCGGCAAGGAAAACUUCAUCUUGGCUGUUGCCCGUGAUGGCCGAUCGUACAAGCCAGCCAAUUUCGAGAAGGCGGCUGACAUCAUCCGAAAGUGGUCAUUGAAAUCCCCUGAACAGCUCCGUCGCUGGAGUCAGCUACAGAAGAAAGUCCAGGCUGCCAAGGAGGCCGAUGAACAAGCAGAGGAAGACAUGGGCGAGAUUCCUGACGAGUUCCUCGAUCCUCUUAUGUAUUCACUCAUGGAUGAUCCAGUCAUCCUUCCCGGUUCGCGGAUCUCCAUCGACCGCGCCACAAUUCGCUCGCAUCUCCUUAGUGAUCCCCAUGAUCCAUUCAACCGUGUCCCAUUGAAAAUAGAAGAUGUAGUGCCUGACACUGAACUUAAAGCCAAGAUCGAGGCAUUCAAGACCGAGAAAUUGGCUGGCAAACGGAGAGAAAUGUUCACAGUAAUUCAAUGGAUUUUAUCCUGGCACCCAGCAGGCAAAACCUCCUCGCAGUCCAUUUUCAAUAUCCCGGGACGUAUCGCCUGGUCUACUAUGGAGCUUGUCGGCCCUAUCAACUUGAUAUACAGCAUGGUCACCCCAUUGCCGUAUGCACCCUCGUUCACUGAUCUCCCCAUGUCCAACAUCCUUGUUGUAACUCUGUACUGCACCCACUACCUCAAUCGUGCUAUCAUUUCCCCUUUCUUCUCCGCUCCCAGCAUGUCCCCAAUCCACGUCACCAUCAUGUCCUUCGCCAUGCUCUUCAAUUGGUUUAAUUCAGCCUGUCUGGCCGGCUGGUUGCGCGGAUAUACUGUACCGACUAUCCCAAGCUUCCAUACAGCCACCAGCGAAACUCCAUCUCCCCGCUCUGCUGUGGUAGAUCUCCUCCCCACCGUGGGCUUAGUCUUAUUCGCCAUGGGAAUGACUGGCAACAUCUACUCAGAGACAACACUAUUCCGACUUCGGCGUGAAGAAGCUGAAAGGCGCGCUGCCAAGAAGACAGAUGAAACCCCAGCGGGAGGCCAAGCACAGGGCAGCCGUAACAAGUUCCACAAGGUCUACGUCAUCCCACCUGCCAGUGGGGUCUUCCGAUACAUAUUGUAUCCGCACUACGUCUUCGAAUGGCUGGAGUGGAUUGGCUUUGCUCUCGUCGGUACGGCGGUCGCCCCAUUCUCCGCCCUUCCUGCCUCUGCGUCUGCAUCAUCCGUGGCGAUCACUCCCCCGCUGCGUCUUGCACCUUGGUUGGUACCUGCUGCGUGGGCAGCUGACCAGCUCGCCGUCCCGCUGCCUUUGCCUGCUGUGAUAUUCGUUGUAAAUGCGAUCACGAAUAUGUUGCCCCAUGCGCGCUGGGGACGGAAGUGGUAUGUUGAGAAGUUUGGGGAGAAGGCUGUUGCUGGGAGGGGUGCUGUUGUCCCUGGAUGUGCAUGGAUGUGA
Messenger RNA from Penicillium griseofulvum, 4071 nucleotides. RefSeq names its product ubiquitin-ubiquitin ligase UFD2. The record is from RefSeq and is a predicted model, not a curated record. Gene Ontology annotation, molecular function: ubiquitin-ubiquitin ligase activity; oxidoreductase activity, acting on the CH-CH group of donors. The transcript has 7 exons. The coding region runs from base 1 to 4071 and encodes 1356 amino acids. Gene Ontology annotation, cellular component: cytoplasm; ubiquitin ligase complex; nucleus. Lineage: Eukaryota; Fungi; Ascomycota; Eurotiomycetes; Eurotiales; Aspergillaceae. Gene Ontology annotation, biological process: lipid metabolic process; protein polyubiquitination.